CACAGCUGACGCUCCUCACUGACGCUCCUCGGUUGUUUACAGUUUUACGCUUUUAGCUUCAGCCAUAGAGCUCUCUCAAUAAAACAGUUUAAAUCGUAUUUUCGACAUGGGAUGCGACGGCGGAACCAUUCCCAAAAGACACGAACUAGUUAAAGGACCGAAAAAGGUUGAAAAGGUCGAUAAGAAUGCAGAACUCGCAGCCAAAUGGAAAUACUGUGCAUUGAGUCAGGAAAAGCUGAAGCGACCGAUAGUCGCCUGUGAGCUGGGCAGACUGUAUAAUAAAGAUGCGAUCAUUGAGUACUUGCUGGAUAAAUCAGCGGAGAGGCCGAACACUGAGGUUGUGACGCACAUACGUGGCAUCAAGGACGUGAAGGAGCUGAAUCUCACUGAUAACUCUGCUUGGGAGGGCGAGAGGAGGAACAUUAAAGGGGACUGCUAUGAAGACAUGAACCUCGCCAUGUUCAUCUGUCCUGUGGUGGGACUAGAAAUGAACGGGAAACACAAGUUUUUCUAUCUGCAGACCUGUGGGUGUGUUUUCUCAGAGCGAGCUGUCAAAGAAGUCAAGACGGAGAUUUGCCACAAGUGCGGAGAUCCUUUCAAGGAAGACGAUCUUGUGGUUCUGAAUGGGUCUAAAGAGGAAGUGGAAAAGCUGCAGAAAGCCAUGGAGGAGCGCCGAUCAAAGGCUAAAACUGCAAAAAAAUCAAAGAAGAGCAAAGAUACUAAAGUCUCCAAGAAGCAGGAUUCAGAAGUGGCAGAAAGCUGUGAUUUACCCAAAGACACAUCAGAGACUAAAUCUACUUCACCGAAUGGAGACGACGGCAGUGAAUCAGCUCCGGGACCGUCCACAUCCGGCGAGAGCUCGAAGACGUUAAAGGCGCCCGCGGGUCUCGCCGUCGGCAGCAAAAGAUCAAUCCAAGCCAUGAUGGAUAAAUCUGAGACCUACAAGUCUCUCUUCACCUCCCACAGCUCUGCCAAACGGACCAAAGACCAGAUCUCCAACUGGGUCACACACACACCGUACCACUUUUGAGUGCGCUCUUCCUAGUGAAGCUCGCCCUCUAGUGGUCAGGUUUAGGCGGAGCGACUCUCUGCUGGAUUAAUGCAUAGUUUUAGCUUAUUUCUUGCAUUUUGUAUUUACCUCGAGCCGAUCAUCUUAAUUUAGUCGCAUGAUUAAGUGUUUGUUGGCUCGUCUUUGCCAUUUUCAUUAUUUGACUGGAUUGUGCUUUGCAGCAAUAUCUUAUUUUAAACCACUUAAUUUCAGUGACCUAUCGCAGUAAAACAAGUUUAUAGGCUGUAUGUUUUCCAUCCUCCUGAAAGUGUCAGUAUAAGUGAAAUAACCCUCUAGUUACAGUAGUUAUGCGUUGUACUUUUAAAGGUGCGUUAUUUGUGGAUACAAUAAAGGUCCAAUCUGGGGAAAAAAAAAUCAUGCAUCAUUUCUUAUAAUUUGUUAGUUAUUCCACUGAGAUUCUACUUUUGACCACAGGGUGGCAGUAGAUAUCUACGAAUAAAUGCUUUCCCAGUCAAUCCCUCUUAGAUCAGUUGUAGCUGACAGUCUGCAGUUCCUUUAUGUGUGUGUGUGUGUUGCCUGGUAAAACUACAUUAUUGGGACAAAAUGCUCCUAAAGAUGGCAAUAUCCAAAAUCCGUGUCCAUGUGGAGACAUCUGUUUGGUC
Molecule: messenger RNA, 1671 nt
Organism: Pimephales promelas (fathead minnow)
Lineage: Eukaryota; Metazoa; Chordata; Actinopteri; Cypriniformes; Leuciscidae
Gene: rtf2
Product: replication termination factor 2
Biological process (GO): mitotic DNA replication termination
Cellular component (GO): nucleus
Source: RefSeq, a predicted model, not a curated record